GACUGGCUUACAACUUGAGAGUAUGACCCAUUCUUAUUAUUAACUACAAUGGAUCAACCAAUGCCAUAUAUGUACAGGUAUGUUUGCAGUCCUUAACUCAUCUUAUAAUGGAAACACAGGUUGCCAUCAUUGGUGCUGGCAUUAGCGGCCUGGCUGCCUGCAAGCAUUGCAAGUCCAAGGGUCUGAAUCCUAUCGUCUUCGAGUCUGAGGCAAGUGUUGGCGGUGUCUGGAGGAAGACCAUUGGGAUAACCAGGCUCCAGACUCCUAAAAAGAUUUAUCAGUUCUCUGAUUUUCCUUGGCCACCUUCAGUAACAGAUGAAUUCCCUCCCCAGUCCCAGGUGAUCCAGUAUCUUCAGUCCUACGCUCAACAUUUUGAUUUGUUGCAGCACAUCCGCUUUGGAUGUCAGGUUGUGAGCCUCAGGUAUGAUGGUCCAUCAGAUGAAGAAAUGCGAGCAUGGUCACUCUGGGGUGGCAAAGGGGAUCCUUUCGACACUAAAGGGAAAUGGCAUGUCACCGUGCAGGAUCAGAACACGCUUUCAACUAAGGUUUACUCUGUGAGCUUUGUGAUUCUUUGUUUUGGAAAAUACAACGGCCUUCCAGACAUUCCUGAGUUCCCGAAAGAUAAGGGACCUGAGGUUUUUCAAGGAAAGGUGAUGCACUCUGCAGAUUACUCAGCCAUGGAUAGCACAGACGCAGCUAAUCUGGUCAGAGGGAAAAGAGUUGCUGUUGUGGGGUUUCGGAAAUCAGCAGUGGACAUUGCACUGGAAUGUUCAACUGUAAAUGGGCCGGAACAUCCAUGUACAGUGGUGUACAGGACUGGACAUUGGGGCAUCCCCUCUGUCCUUCCGAUGGGAAUUUCUAUACCCUUUCCAUACGGUACCCGCUUCUCAGAGCUGAUGGUUCAUAAGCCUGAUGAAAGUUUUGCACUCUCUCUGCUAGCAUCAAUUCUCACCCCAUUGAGUUGGGGAAUUUCUAAAUCUAUUGAAAUAUACAUAAGUUCCUAUUUCCGUCUGGGAAAAUUUGGGACGGUUCCAAAACACAGACUCUCGAAAGAAAUCAUGUCUUGCCACAGUGUCAAGUUGUCGGAGGAGUUCUAUGACAUGGUUGAGAAGGGGAGCAUAAAACUGAAGAAGUCCAAGGCAUUCUGUUUUAGCAAGAAAGGCAUCUUGUUUGAUAGUGAGGUUGAAUCAGCAGAUGUGGAUUUAGUCAUACUGGCUACUGGCUUCAAGUAUUUCGAAAAGCUGAAGGACAUUUUUGUGUCUUCAACAUUCCAGAGCGACAUAACCACAGCACCUGGGCUUUACAGGAACUGCAUUCACCCUCGAGUCCCACAACUAGCUAUAAUUGGAUUUUCAGAGAGUAUUUCAAAUCUACACAACGCUGAGAUGAACUGCCUAUGGCUGUCAGAACUUCUUGAUGGCACAUUCAAUCUACCAAGCAUCAAAGAGAUGGAUGAUGACAUAGCAAAAUGGGAUAAAUACAUGAAGGAAUACUCUGGUGAAUACCACUACAAAAGGUGCAUUGCAGGAUUACAGAUAUGGUUCAAUGAUCAAUUGUGCAAAGACAUUGGCUGGUUUCCUAAAAGGAAAAAGGGAUUUAUGGCAGAACUAUUUGAACCUUAUGGCCCGACGGAUUAUGUCCAAUCCUAAAUAAUACAAACCCUGUCUAUUAUAUGCUAGCUUUGAUCUGUAUUGAAGUUUUAAUAUUGAGUGUGUGCACACAGUGUUGUAAUAAUUCUGAUCUGAAGGAGUCCCCCCACCCCCUUCCCCCUCAGAAGAUGUAUAUUUGAUCUGCAGCAAGUUUGGCGAUUUAUACAUAGAUGAACAACGUCUUUAAAGAUCAAUUG
This is a messenger RNA of Daucus carota subsp. sativus, 1846 nucleotides long. Its product is annotated as probable flavin-containing monooxygenase 1. Bases 108 to 1649 code for a protein of 513 amino acids. Gene Ontology annotation, molecular function: flavin adenine dinucleotide binding; N,N-dimethylaniline monooxygenase activity; NADP binding. The record is from RefSeq and is a predicted model, not a curated record. Lineage: Eukaryota; Viridiplantae; Streptophyta; Magnoliopsida; Apiales; Apiaceae. The transcript has 5 exons.